GAGCAGCCAACAGACCAGACGCACCGAGCAGCAUGAGCGGUGGCCACCAGGAGAAGCACUACUUCACGGAGGAGUACCCGGACCAUGACUACCAGUGCACGACCGAGUCGGCGCACCCGCAGACGCCGCUGUGGCCAGCCUACCUGCCGGCGAACCAAGACCGUGUCGUCGUCUUCGAGCGCAGCAAGAACGCGCAGCUCGUGGUGUACUCGGCCAACUUCCGCGACAAGAAGCGGCUCGAGCUGGACCCCAAGUGGCCGCUGGACAUCAACUGGCAGAGCUUCGGCUGGACGGCUCACCCCACGAGCAACCCCACUGGCAUGAUUGAGCGCCGGUUGGCAUGGGGCUACUCGCACAAGGCCGUGGAGCCCGAGGGCCCCGUCGCAGUUGAGGCGGUCGGAACCAGCUACAGCGUGACGCUCAACGCGCUGCCCAGCCGCCCCGCCUUGCUCUACAUCGAUGCCAAAGGCCGAGUCAUCCUGCAGACCACGAUCAACGGCGUGCAGUCGCGACUCUGGAAGAUCUACGUAAAGACCAACAACACGCUCGCCUUCAUCCCCAAGGUGCUGUACGUUGACCUUUACGGCACGAACGUCGACGACGACCACGCCACCUACGAGCGCAUCACUAUCUCGUCCUAACUUAGCGGCCAAACGGAUCCACGGUUCGCCCGAAUAGAAAUACACAUUCCUUACUGCUC
This is a messenger RNA of Phytophthora sojae, 700 nucleotides long. RefSeq lists its product as hypothetical. The coding region runs from base 33 to 641 and encodes 202 amino acids. The record is from RefSeq and is a predicted model, not a curated record. NCBI's taxonomy places the organism in Eukaryota, Oomycota, Peronosporomycetes, Peronosporales, Peronosporaceae. The transcript has a single exon.